Molecule: messenger RNA, 2397 nt
Organism: Pelobates fuscus (common spadefoot toad)
Lineage: Eukaryota; Metazoa; Chordata; Amphibia; Anura; Pelobatidae
Gene: KCNK9
Product: potassium two pore domain channel subfamily K member 9
Exons: 2
Coding region: 511-1935 (474 amino acids)
Biological process (GO): stabilization of membrane potential; potassium ion transmembrane transport
Cellular component (GO): plasma membrane
Molecular function (GO): potassium ion leak channel activity; outward rectifier potassium channel activity
Source: RefSeq, a predicted model, not a curated record
UGGUUUGUGGCUGACUCUUGAUAGUGCCUCUUCCUACACUUUAUGGGGAGGAAAAGUACAGUAAGACCGCACAACUUCUUAGACAAAUUGAUCUCCUGUUUCUCUUCUAGAGCAAAACCCAUCAAAAGUAAUUUCCUGCUCUGGUAUCUGGGUGCCUUCUCUACUGGUUAAGAAACCAAUUGCUAUCUCAACUUGACAGCAAAUGUCUUUUACUGGGAAGUUUCCUUUUAGAUAGAACAUAAAAAGUACCUGUUUUGGGGUAAGAACCAAGGAUUUCGAUGCCAGUUAUGAUCGGAUGUGGACAGUAAAUUCAGGGAUAUCUCACAGCACCAAAGGGAAGCUGAACAGACCACCCUAUCUUCUUGCUUCCGCCUCCUACACCCUGGAGUGUUAGCUCCACUUCCAGGAUCUUUCCAGUUGUCCUAGGAGAUCAGCAGAACCCCUUUUCAGUUGUCCAAGCAGAUUUUCAGGGCCCCCAAGCAAGGACAGAAGGAGAGGGCGCUAUUGUUGAUGGCCCUGCGCAGUGGGACUGCUUGGUUUGGGCAAGUCCUCCGUAGGUUCUCCAGGAUCCAGGGCACCUGGUCCAGGAGGUCCAGCAGUCUCCUCUGCCUUUCUACAUCCCAGGAGAACGAGCAGGGAGUUGGAAGAGGUUACCAGCCCUGCAUCCACCACCAUCACAGCCACCCCCUCCACUCCCACUCUCCAGGUGCCCAGCCCAACCAUUGCUGUCUGCAACUUCCUAGUGGCUGCUGCCCCCUCUCAGACAGGACGAGGGGACAUGAUCCCCUCACCAGCCGGUUGCUGGCGGCCAUGAAGCGGCAGAACGUGAGGACUCUGUCCCUCAUCAUCUGCACGUUCACCUAUCUGUUGGUGGGGGCGGCGGUCUUUGACGCCCUGGAGUCCGACUACGAGAUGCGAGAGGAAGAGAAGCUCAAAGCCGAGGAGAUCCGCCUCAAGGGAAAGUAUAACAUCAGCAACGACGACUACAGGCAGUUGGAGCUGGUCAUCAUGCAGUCGGAGCCUCACCGAGCUGGGGUCCAGUGGAAAUUCGCUGGAUCUUUUUACUUUGCUAUUACUGUCAUUACUACUAUAGGUUAUGGGCAUGCAGCACCGGGAACGGAUGCAGGAAAGGCCUUUUGCAUGUUCUACGCAGUCCUGGGGAUUCCUCUUACUCUGGUAAUGUUCCAGAGCCUUGGUGAGCGAAUGAACACUUUUGUGAAGUAUCUCCUAAAGCGGAUUAAGAAAUGCUGUGGAAUGCGGAGUACCGAGGUCUCAAUGGAAAACAUGGUGACCGUUGGCUUCUUCUCCUGCAUGGGUACCCUUUGUAUUGGAGCUGCAGCCUUUUCCCACUAUGAGGAUUGGAGCUUUUUCCAAGCUUACUAUUACUGCUUUAUAACUUUAACUACAAUAGGCUUUGGAGACUAUGUGGCUCUGCAGAAAAACAGGGCCCUCCAAAAGAAGCCGCUCUAUGUGGCUUUUAGCUUUAUGUACAUUUUAGUUGGACUGACUGUAAUUGGGGCAUUUCUAAAUUUAGUUGUUCUCAGGUUCUUGACCAUGAACAGUGAGGAUGAAAGGAGAGAUGCAGAGGAACGAGCUUCCUUAGCAGGGAAUCGAAACAGUAUGAUCAUUCAUAUCCAAGAAGACUCUCAACAUGGUCGGCCUCGAUACAAGGCCGAAGUGACGGACCUUCAGUCAGUGUGUUCCUGCAUGUGCUACAGAUCCCACGAGUACACCAGCCGGGUUGUGUCCCACCAAAAUUCUUUCAGCACCAAGCUGAAUCCUCAGUACUUUCAUUCUAUAUCCUACAAGAUUGAAGAAAUUUCACCAAGCACAUUAAAAAACAGUCUUUUCCCAUCCCCUGUUAGCUCUGUUUCCCCUGGGCUGCACAGCUUUACAGAUAAUCACAGGCUAAUGAAAAGGCGAAAAUCAAUUUAAGGUCUCUGAUUUCUAAUUGAGGGUCUCCACUCUCUCUACUCUCUAAUUCUUAUUUUUUCUGAAUUGAGACGGAGAGGAGACAGAAAGAGAUACAUAGUCUGCCUUCACUAAGACUAGUUACUGAACAUGAAGCAUGGAUUCUUACUUCUCCAGCAAAGAAUGCCUUACAUCACCCCCUUACCCUCCCCCGGGUGGAUUUUAGAGGGAUUUCAUAUUUUAAUUAAUGUGAAAUGAUUACCAAUUCCAAAGUUGCACACGAGCAGGGGGUGUUUAUGCACUGCUCGCACUUCUGACCCAAUGAACAUUUUGUUUUAACUAGAAAAAGAAAAAAAAAAAGAAAAAAGCUGGUCACGGGUACGUGUCUGAGUGUCUGUGCAAAUCCACAAACUAGCGUAUUGUAACAAAAAUUCAAAUAUCAGGUAUUAUUCUAUUGAAGCAGUUGUAUUGCUUUUAAUCUCUAGA